CGUUUGCAUGAAAAAACUAUGGGUUGAGUUAACAUCCUUGAUCUUUGGUGGAUGAGACGUGGUAUGUGUCAGGGGGGAACACAUUACACUUUGGAGAUAUUGUGAGAUAGUGUCUCUCAGAAAAUAAUUCACGGAGCCUGAUGAAAAAACAUGUUUAGGGGGAAUGAUGUAUGAGUGUUUGCAAUUUGGUACAGGAACAACAAAAAAUCCAGAUCUAGUGAAUUUAAUUGUGGUUUCCUAAGGCGACUGUUGGGCCUUGGUGGAGGUUUAUGCAUUCUACUAAUUGUAGUAGUUUAUAUCUGAUCUAUGAGGAUUUUAGAAGUAAUUGAAUUCAGGAUUUAAAACGUGUAAAUCUGUCUUCUGUAAUUGUGUAUGUUUUGCUCACUCAUUCAUUCUAAAUAACAUAAAAACAAUAAAUCCGGUUGGAUUUUAAAUCUUGUCCCUAAACAGCGGUGGAGAAAGAUAAACAACCUAAUUGUUUUCAAGGCGUGAGGACGAGGAAAAAUCGUGAAGUUUGAAAAACCCCAUGAACCCACGUUCUCCGCAGCUCACUGGUGAAAAGUUCCAGGUUGGUCUCCAUUUACCCGCAGCUGUGUGUGCAUGUUCUGGACACAGUCGCUGAAUCUGUCCGCUGGAAGGCAGGCGGGUGACGGUGAGCUGCCUCUGAGGAGAGACGAAGCGGGGGAAAGCGAAAGGAAGGCUCCAUAACCACAUCGCAGUGCCCACCGCACAGCGACACACACCACAGGGAGACAGGCCACGGGUCUAUCGCUUCCAGGCAGCGGCAGCAGGAGCUCAGCGGCGGCGGGGGCAGCUCAGCGGACACAGCCAUGGCUAACAUCGCGGUCCAGCGGAUCAAGCGGGAGUUUAAAGAAGUUCUCAAAAGCGAGGAGACGAGUAAAAACCAGAUCAAAGUAGAUCUGGUGGACGAGAACUUCACGGAGCUGCGGGGGGAGAUCGCAGGUCCUCCGGACACACCGUACGAAGGUGGCAGAUAUCAGCUGGAAAUAAAAAUCCCAGAAACCUAUCCUUUUAAUCCACCAAAGGUGCGUUUCAUCAGUAGGAUCUGGCACCCGAAUAUCAGUUCUGUGACGGGAGCAAUAUGUCUGGACAUUUUAAAGGACCAGUGGGCAGCUGCGAUGACGCUGCGGACCGUGCUGCUGUCUCUACAGGCUCUACUUGCUGCGGCGGAACCAGACGACCCACAGGACGCAGUGGUAGCCAAUCAGUAUAAGCAGAACCCAGAAAUGUUCAAACAGACUGCGAGACUGUGGUCUCACUUCUACGCUGGCGCUCCCGUCCCCAGUCCUGAAUACACCCGUAAAAUAGACAAACUCUGUGCCAUGGGCUUUGAUAAGAAUGCAGUAAUAGCGGCCUUGUCCUCAAAAUCCUGGGACGUGGAAACGGCGACAGAGCUGCUCCUCAGCAAUUGAGAUCCAGCCUGGUGUGAGGAUCCCCAACAAACUCCUGUCUUUACAGCAUCAGCUUCUCCCCGGCACAUUCCACCAUUGCCUUUUUCUUUUCUUUUUUUUGGAUUGCACAGACAACACCCUAUUUGCCACAGCAGUACUCUGAACCUACUUUUACAGCAAGUUUGUUCACUUACAAACUCAACACCGGUAGUAACACAAUCGCCAAUAUGCUCAUCACACUGCUGCCUGUCUGAUCCCAUUUGUUCAGAUACAUCUUCAUCAUGCAUCUACUCUUCCAUGCCCUUUGGUCAUAUCAGCUCUGAGGCAUCUUGAAAUUCCUUUUAAACAAACGUGUUUUCCAUAAUAAUGCAAAGAGUAACUGCCUCUUUUUCGGGGUAGAAACUGAAGGAAGUCCUGCAUACUGCUCUCACAGUACAUCAAGAUUUUAUUCCUUAGGCAGAACUUGUUGAAUAUUCUAUUAUGGACUUUAAAUUCUGUUAAGCUGGAUGUAAAGUCACUUGACUGGAGAGUGUGGUUGUUCACCCCUCGUUUCUUCUGCAGAAGUCUAGAAAGAUCGCACCCAGACAUCCUCCGACAUCCGUACACACAAAGAAGAAAAAAGUUAUCUGUAAAUAGAAGCGUGUAAAUUUGAAAAUACAAUGGGGAUAUACUUUUUUUUUUCUUACAUGGCAUUGUAAAACAAAUUAUUUUAAAUAUAAACUAUGCCUAGUUUACAGUUAUAUGGAAGAGAUAUCUUUUUAUGCUUUUGUGACCCAUGAGAAAACCCUGUCUCUCUUUAAGGAUUUAUUUGAUGUGGCACAGCCAAAAAUCAUGGCCCCAUUGGGACGGGAGGUGUCAUCUUAUCUGCUACGCCACAAUCCAACCUUUUUGUUGAUCUUUAUCGUCCUAACAUGUUCUAUGCUGCCUUUGUAUUCAGUUUGGCUACUUGAUGUGAUGGGACUUUGGGGUUGAAAUGGCAAGACUCUUUCUGAUCUACGGAAAGAGACACCUGGAACCUCUGCUCGGCUCAAGCACACCCGGUUUGGUGUGUGUCGUGCAGGGAAGUAAAGCCUGCUCUGGGAUAUGUUGCUAGAAUAAAUAUCUCUCCUGCUCUGAGCCAAUACAAGAAUAAAUGUGUCUGAGUGUCAGGAAGGAUAAAAGUUUAGAUGGUUUUUCCCCCCAGAGCAGUCAGUUUUCUACCAUAGGUACAAAGUAGGAUUUUGCUCACCCCCUCAGCUGUAAGGGGAGGAGCUUUAUCACAAAUCACUCCAACAGAUCUAGGCCAUAUGUUGAGGCAACAUAGGUGUCGUCCUAUAUUCCCAGACAUGCUUUACAACACAGCCAAAUAACAUACUCAAGGGGGGUUGUCUUUUACGGAUGUCCAAGUCGUACAAGAGGCUGGAACUCCUCUGUUCUGCACAGUAUUUUCACACAUUUGAUUUGAGGUACAAGAACUGUAAAUUAAUGCAUAGUAUAGAAAAGUGGGGCUUUGGUGCAUCCUCAGUUUUUUUAUUUAAAAAGAAAAAUCCUCUUUCUGCUUGACCUCCAGCUCAGUCCCUACCAACACAGCAGCAUUCUAAAUUUCAUUCGACGUCCAACGUUUUCAGGCCGAAAACAAAAAAAGAUGGUUCAUGGUCAAAGUAUAAAAUGCACACACUGUCUCCUUUUACUUGUAAAUAGCCAGAUCCUUGAUAAAGAGCCAUCCCGUUAUCACUCGAGCGCACCAUCGAUGGCUGGAUCUAUAUUUUGUAAGAAAAAGAAAGGCCAAAAAGAGCCCCCCCCUCCCCGGUGUUCUCACUAUGUACAAUAAUGCACGAUGGCAGCAUAAAAAAAAAGGGGCUGUUGCAUCUCAGUUUCUCCAUUUGGAUUGAGACUUUUUUCCUUUUUGUGUUUCCUUGGAAGCAAGCAUCAGCAGUAUAAAAAAAGCAUGGUUAUUUAUUGUGACGGUGUCAUGUUUCUUUGAUUAAAAAAAGUGGAAAAUCAA
This is a messenger RNA of Pleuronectes platessa (European plaice), 3396 nucleotides long. It is a transcript of the gene ube2kb, whose product is annotated as ubiquitin-conjugating enzyme E2Kb (UBC1 homolog, yeast). Bases 831 to 1433 code for a protein of 200 amino acids. Gene Ontology annotation, cellular component: nucleus. Gene Ontology annotation, biological process: proteasome-mediated ubiquitin-dependent protein catabolic process; protein polyubiquitination. Lineage: Eukaryota; Metazoa; Chordata; Actinopteri; Pleuronectiformes; Pleuronectidae. The record is from RefSeq and is a predicted model, not a curated record. Gene Ontology annotation, molecular function: ubiquitin conjugating enzyme activity; protein binding. The transcript is spliced from 7 exons.